CGAGCGCUUGCCCAGCUCCAGGCACAAAAUCGAGGGCGCCUCAGGCCUCGGCGAAACAAUGGAAGGUGCCAACGGGCGACUUGCAUGGCCACGAUGGCUUUGGGAUGCCACAAGAGGAAACUGCAGCGAAACUUCGGGGUCGACUUUAUCGCGGCCACCCCCAUUCUUUAGCCCGCAUGUUGCACUACUGCAAUGUGCUGAAGUUGUCAUGUGCUCGAAAAGUCGAUUCCGAAGCCGUGGCUGGCUGAAUCGCUACAGGAACAUGGGCUGGGCCGGCGGCUCAAUUCGGUGA
Molecule: messenger RNA, 292 nt
Organism: Pyricularia oryzae 70-15
Lineage: Eukaryota; Fungi; Ascomycota; Sordariomycetes; Magnaporthales; Pyriculariaceae
Exons: 2
Coding region: 59-292 (77 amino acids)
Source: RefSeq, a predicted model, not a curated record